Molecule: messenger RNA, 2223 nt
Organism: Cydia pomonella (codling moth)
Lineage: Eukaryota; Metazoa; Arthropoda; Insecta; Lepidoptera; Tortricidae
Product: proteoglycan 4-like
Exons: 10
Coding region: 122-1927 (601 amino acids)
Source: RefSeq, a predicted model, not a curated record
UAUUGACACUUUCUUUUUAUAGCAUUUUAAUCAUGUAUUUUUAAGAAAGUACUAUUGUUCUGUCCAAGUGCGUGUGUGUCUUUGUUUCUUGCCUUUUGACAUUGUCGCUUUGAUCAUAGCGAUGUCCCAGUCGCGGAACCGUCGACCGUCGAAGCCACGUGAGCCGGCGAGGAAGCCCCCAGCCGACUAUAUGACCAACAAUGCUAAGGAAAAUGGUGGAAAUAAGGAUACAUGUAAAAUACCGAAAAAUAUCCGUUACGAUUUGGAAAAUGCUCUACUCGGGCUUUGUGACGUUUGGUUCGAGGAGAUUAAACCGCACCUAGUGAAGAACAACUUAAAGCUUCACACGGGUGGCGCUCUGAACGAAAACGGCUACAGCGAGCUGGAGCCGGCGAGGGAGCCGCGGAGAGACGGCCGCACCCAGAUAGACCCAGGUGCUGCCUCUGAUACUUGCCGUCGGCCGGCGACCAGCUCCAGAACCUACUCGCCAACGCAGCCCGCAGCAUCGAAAGCGCCGUGUCCCAAGCCGCCCAUGCGAACCUGCCCAACAAGUCCGACCAAUCUUCGUAAAUUACUGCAGUUGCCCGAAGAUAAAAAUAUGCAGCCACACGUUCGGAGAGUCAACUCCCGUGAACACUCACCACCCAUAUUCCCUAAGAACUAUCCACGGAAUGUACACGAGUCAUCAAAACUGUGGAAGCAGCCACUCGUUCAGAAAACACCCUUGCAGAGCUCGCCAGCGCCUUUGACCCAAACCGGCAAAACCUAUCAACGGAUCGUCCCAAAUUCAUCGAAACGGAAUACGCCCCAGCGGGGAUCAUUGCUACCUGCGAAACAAAUAAAUCAACCAAACAUCCGCAAAUCACCAAAACAGCUUGUCGUUCAGGAGGCGCCGCCACAGAGACUAAUGCCUUUGGCACAAACCUAUCAUCUGAAUAUUCGCUACCCAGCAGAACGGGCAGAACAGAACACAAAUUAUAAUGCAAGCAGCAAUCGAAAAAAAAGAAAAAGUGUGAGAAUACAUAGAACGACGCAGAUUCCCUUAUCGUCAGACCCGCCUCCAAAGCGUGUUGCGCGCCCUUGUUGCACCGCCUGCGCCUUAGCCAAGGCCCAAACUACGCCCAUUCCGAAACAGGCCCGUGCCGCCGGACUAUGCCCAGUUCAACUUCGUCCUGCUAAAUAUACUCCAACUAAACCGCCUAACAAUAAGACUGUUAAUUUUUCACGCUGGCCGGCACCCGAGUCUAAAUUCCCACAUAACAUUCCCACACGAGAUUGUGCUGUUUUCACCGACUUGCCCUUCUGUCCCACAAGUUUUUCACCAGCUGGCGACGUACCGCCGUCUCUAGUUGCUGACUAUCCCUCUUCUGCGGAUAAUAAAACCCUGAAACCUAGCAGAAAUCCGACAUAUGACUAUGCUGGUACUGCGAUAUCUCCGUCACGUUUUAGGAAAAGGUCUCCUUUCUCGCUUCAUGGUGCUCGUUUAUUACCGUCUCCACUCCACGCUAAAUGUCUCGCGCCCCCCGAACACUCCAUUGCACCGCCACGAGAAAGUCAACCCGUCUCAACAACUUUAUCACCGGCACCUUCUACUGAUGAGACGUGGUUCCUUCGAGUUUUUAAGGAAUACACGAGAUCCGAAAAUCAAACAAAAUCACCAAUAAAGGAGCAUACACUACCGUGUCCUGAUACAAAAUCCAGCAGGCGUACCAUCCCCAUUCAUAAUGAAAACAAUUUGCUAUUGGAAGAUAAAAGCCCGUUAUUCUCUAAGGAUUUAGUAGAUUUAAUAGGAAAUAAGAAUGACGAGAGAUUGAGAGUGCUGUAUGAGAAUCCAUUACGGCUGGAGUCGCAACCAUCAGUAAUGUGUUUGGCGGGGUCUCGGAAAAAAAGAAUAAAAUCCACACCUAAGAAAAUGCCUUGGAGGUAAGGUUCGUGUACUAAAGGUGGCUGUAAUUAAGCAAAUUUGUCCAUCUGUGACGUUACAUGAGUCCAAACUAAUCAGUUUAUUAUUGGUGUCCGUAAAUUAGACACAAAGUUUAAUUUGUACGCCAAUUCUCAAGUUGUAUUCGUACCUAAAGGUGCGCAUCAGAAUGACUUUUGUUUAAAAGCAAAAUAUAAAUCGUGAAGGUGCGUAUAGCAUUUAUAUUUGUUUUUAUUUUGUUGUUAAGUACUCUAAAUAUUAUUAAUAAUACAUGUAAAAUAUGUAAUAAAUAUAAUAUUCUA